GCCGUGCCUGUCACGCCGCGCAUGCGCAGUGCCCGCCGUGCGGGGCUGCCCGCGGCGCCGCCUGACGGAGCGGGUUUCCCCGGGCCUGGCCUCUCCCUUUUCCUCCUCGGGGCGCGGCGGCGGCCUUGGCCCCGCGAUGGCGGCGUGAGGCGGCGCCGUGAAACACAGCCUGACCACCUGCCUGCCAGAGGAGUUGCUGAGACUGUUCUGGAGCACAUCCGAUUGCUGCUGCCACCAGGCCCCAGCCAACAAGCCACAAUGUACUGCCUGCAGUGGCUGCUACCUGUCCUGCUCAUACCCAAGCCCCUCAACCCAGCACUGUGGUUCAGUCACUCAAUGUUCAUGGGCUUCUACCUGCUCAGUUUCCUCCUGGAACGGAAGCCUUGCACAAUUUGUGCCUUGGUCUUCCUGGCAGCUCUAUUCCUCAUCUGCUACAGCUGCUGGGGGAACUGCUUCUUGUAUCACUGCACAGGAUCCCAGUUGCCAGAAUCAGCUCACGAUCCCAGCAUAGUGGGCACCUAGGAAACAAUCUUCCAGGCUGCUGAGGGCUCAUUUUGCUUUUAAAAGGGGGUGGGCUAGGGAGGAGGGAGGGGGUGUUAGGCAUGUGCCUGGAGUAAAACAGCCGGUUUCCUCUAUCUGCGUGUGGACUACAGUGGUAAAUUCCUCCCACUCUGCCUGUGAAAUUCGACUUGUUUACUGUGUGAACUCUGGCAGCACCACCUGCUGUUUUAGAAGCAGAAAUCUUUUUCCUUCUCAUAUCACUGAGAAGGGACACCAGCCCUCCUGAGAACUGGUGGAGGACCGAGCUGCUGGCCUCUACCCAUCUGCUGUGGAGCAGUGUUGCAUGGCACUCACUUGUCUGCAUUAGGCCACCGUGGUCUAACUCGGGGCGCUUGGCCCACUGAUUCUACUCAAGUAGCUUCAAGAUUCUCUUCACCUUCCUCUGUGGGGAGCCAGCCUUCCCACCUUGCUGAUCAAGGGAAAGUGCUAUAGCUCACAGAUGCACUUGGCCAAAAGCUGCUGAAGCCAGAGGCAGUCGAGUCAUCUCCUGCUCAGCCUGCCAAAGAGAUGUGUGCACUGCCGAAGUGCUUUCUGAACAACUUGUGCUCCGAGAUCAUAGCCUGAAAGCCUCAGUUAUGCUGCUGCUUUUAUAAAUUCUCACAGGUAGUGGAGACUGAUUUUUUUCCCCCCUCCUCCUAGAUUUCCAGGUUUUACCAAGGUGUUGGACUGUUGGAAUAAAGAAAUGGUAUGCUGCAAGAUACGGGGUUGUGAAAGCCACUGUGAACCUCACCCUAUAAAACUCAUGGUAGCCCAGAAGGCCAGGUGUGGGCAGAGCAGGAGAGGAUCUUGAGGCAAAGGCAUGGCCUGAAGCAGUAAAUGCUUCAGCUGUGUUCAGUGGUGGUGUUUUCAGGCCAGAGGUGACAGAAGGUGCUAGUGCUACUGACUGGAGAAUGGAGGAAGCAAGAGGAGUGCCUGGUGUCUCUGUCUCCCCUGGCAGAAGGAUGUCAAGAAGUUGUGGUGGUAGAUCAGGCCUACAGCCACAGCUGUGCAGAGCUCCAUCCUGCAUACAUUAUUCUGUGCAGCCAUGGCUCUUGGGAAGCCCAGCCUAGGGCAGAAGUUUGUGGGAAACAUUAACACAAAGUACUGUCUCUGAACUUUAUAAAGUGUUUCCUGCCCUUUGACAUCUGUUUGUCUUUACUUCAGUCUGGUGAUGGAGAGCAGCAGAAGUGGCUGUUGCUGUCCCAAGGAAGUUCAAGUGAUGAGGUUGUGAAACUUCCAGAGUAUUGUUUGUUCAUUGCACAGCUGUUCAAAACAUUUAAUAAAGCUUUAUAAAUUUGG
Molecule: messenger RNA, 1839 nt
Organism: Cuculus canorus (common cuckoo)
Lineage: Eukaryota; Metazoa; Chordata; Aves; Cuculiformes; Cuculidae
Gene: BLCAP
Product: BLCAP apoptosis inducing factor
Exons: 2
Coding region: 22-522 (166 amino acids)
Source: RefSeq, a predicted model, not a curated record